CGGCCCGUCGCUUGGUAAUUCGCGUAUGUAGUAUCUUGGCCCACCACAGUCCACCGGCUGAGCAACUUAUUUGGUCAUCCGAUGACGCCGCCCGAGACGACGCCGACGGCGAGCCAGCCGCUGCUGGCGCCGCCACCACGCCGCCCGUCCAGCAAGGCGGCGCUGCGCAAGGAGGCCUCGUACGUCUUCAAGUACCUCAUCCUCGCGCAGGUGACCGUCUACCUCGAGGCGGGCUCGAUCCCGUGCCUUCUCGACUCGUUCGCCGUUGCGUUCAACAUGAGCGUUCAGCAGCAAGGCUCGCUCGGCAGCGUCGUCUACGUGGCGCUCUGCCUCGCGUCGCCGCUCUGCGGCGUCUGCCUUCAGCACUACGACGCCAAGUGGGUGCUCGGCAUCUCGCUCGUGCUCAAUAACCUCUGCGUCCUCGGCUUUGCCAUGACGCCGAGUGGCCACUCGUACUCGGCGAACCUCCUCAUCUUUGCGCGCGCGCUUAUCGGCUUCACACAGGCCUUCCUCUGCGUCUACACGCCGCUGUGGGUCGACGCCUUUAGCCCGCGCGAGCGCGUCGCGGGCUGGAUGUCGUACCUCCAGGGCAGCGUACCGCUCGGCGUCAUGUUUGGGUACCUCUUUGGGUCCGUCUCCAACUGGGUCAACGAGGACUCGUGUGGCAUGGCGUGCUGGCGCUGGCCGUUCGUGCUGCAGUUCAUUCUCGUGCUGCCGCUCAUGGUCGGCGUCUUCUUCGUCCCAAGCGAGCACAUCUCCAUCAAGGCGCUCGACGUCUUCAACAAGAAGACGACCAAGGUACCUACCAUCCGGUCGCUCUCGAAGCGCGCGCCGUCGUCGGCGUCGGCGAGUCUUCCGUCGACGUCGGUGCUCGUACCGGUGCCGUCGCCGAUCAUCGAGUCGCCGCCCGUGAGCCACCCGCACGUCCUCCUCGAGCAAGCGCCGUCGCUGCGCUGGAGCUUCAACAACGGCCACCAAGACGAACUCAACUCGGCGCAGCGCGCGUCGAUCCGCGCUUCGUACAUCACGCCCCGCUUCCGCAUGGACUCGUACGACAUUGACUUGUACUUUGAGCAAAUGGAGUGGGAUCUGCUGCAGCAGCAGCAGAGCCAAAGCGCGAUCAAGACCCAAUAUGGCACGGUCCUUGAAGAGGAGCCGGACGAUGCGCCGACGGAGAAUGAGAGUGCGAGUCUCACCCGGCACCUCUCGCUCCGCGACGACUACUACGACCACGAAGAAGAGGACGAGCACGUGCCGGACGACCUCAGCGUCCUCCAGAGCUGCGUCGUCCUCCUCUCCAAGCCCAUCUUUACGCUCAUCGUGCUCGGUCUCUCCGCCAUCUACUUUGUCGUUACCGGCGUCCAGUUCUGGUGCACGAUCUACCUUCAGAAGAACUUCCACACGAGCGUCGUCAUCGUCAACGGUCUCUACGUGCUGGUCGCUGGCACGGGCCCGAUCCUCGGCGUCUUCUUCGGUGGUGCCCUCAUCGAUCGCGCAGGCGGCUACAUUGGCGCCGUCGCGCGGGCCAAAGCGCUCGGCUACUGCGUCGGUCUCGGCCUCAUCGCCUUCCUUCUCGGCAUCCUCACGACGUUCCUUCCGGACGUGUACACCACCGCCAUGUGUCUCUGGCUGCUCCUCUUCUUUGGCGGCUCGAUCUUGCCGGCCUGCACGGGCAUCUUCAUCUCGGCGUCGCCGGUCCAGCUCCGGUCGCUUGCCUCGUCCGUGUCGGUCAUGGUGUUCAACAUCUUUGGGUAUGCGCUGGCGCCAGAGCUCACGGGCGUCUACAUGGACUACGUCCUCUCGCAGCAAGGCGUCGAGGGCAGCUACUUUGACCACUGCGACGAGGCGUGCGUGUACCGAUAUGGCUUUCGCUUCUGCCUUGCGUGGAGCGUCUGGUCGUUCGUCGCGCUCAUCGGCGCGUAUGCCCACGCACGCAGCGAAGCGCUCUCGGCGCCGCCCUCGAGCUCGGUCGAGCGCCGUCUAUUGCGGUCGCAGUCGUCCAUGAAGCAGCGCCCGACCAUGCUCAUGCACUAGAUUCUCCCAACUAACAACAGAAUAUGCUGAUCUCAUAGAAGCAGCGCUAGCGAUUAGGUUUAAACGGUAGCAGGGAUUGAAACAUUGAAACAGGGACCCACUGGAUAUUGAAACAGUGUUUAAACCACUGGCUACGAAGACUAC
This is a messenger RNA of Saprolegnia diclina VS20, 2178 nucleotides long. RefSeq lists its product as hypothetical. The transcript is spliced from 3 exons. Gene Ontology annotation, molecular function: transmembrane transporter activity. Bases 82 to 2034 code for a protein of 650 amino acids. NCBI's taxonomy places the organism in Eukaryota, Oomycota, Saprolegniomycetes, Saprolegniales, Saprolegniaceae. The record is from RefSeq and is a predicted model, not a curated record. Gene Ontology annotation, cellular component: membrane. Gene Ontology annotation, biological process: transmembrane transport.